Molecule: messenger RNA, 1652 nt
Organism: Acanthoscelides obtectus
Lineage: Eukaryota; Metazoa; Arthropoda; Insecta; Coleoptera; Chrysomelidae
Source: the annotation of a GenBank genome assembly
GUUGAUAUUAUAAUAUGUAUACAUAGGUCCAAAGUCAAGGGGUGUGAGAUGUUCGAGAAACAAGGAGAUUCAUAAAAAAAAUGAUUUAAACAAACUAUUAACAUAGACAUCAGCGAUUGAAAGAAACGAUCUACACUUGUGAUAAAGCAUUGCAAAACGGGUACCGUUAUGCUUCACAGUAAGUGGGUAUGCAAGACCGUAACCUUAAAGACCUACAUAUCAUAGGACGGACGCGACCGCGGGUCUCGGAUCGCUGUUAUUUACCGGUAUUUUCUCUGUGCUACCCUGGGUACCAAACAGUAGUUCCGUACACAGGUUCCCUAGCGGAAGCCCUGGCUAGAAGGGACGCAAAUUGAUAACUGCUUAAAAAAAUAAAUAUUAUAAAAUUAAUUUAAAUCCAUUGGUGGAGAUUACACGGAUUUCAGGGAAAAGUGACUUAGUUUUAUUUUCUACCGUUGAGUUUGUGAGACGCAAUGGAGAAAAUUAUCCAGAAAGCGAAUUUGAAUGUCCAAUUUGUACAGAGGUAUGUCACAUCAUGGGUCAUCAGCAUAGGCAGCUUAGCAAAACGAAUAGCAAUCGCCAUCGCAGAAGCCGUAAUCUUGACAUGUGUAGCUGUGUACUACUUUGCCGAAACAAUUAUCUUGACAUUCACGCCAGGAUUCCUCAGGAACGAGAAAAGCGUUCGUGGUAAAGUGGUACUGGUUACUGGAGGGGCAGGAGGAGUAGGACAGGAGCUGGUCCUCAGAUUGGCUAGACAGGAUGCGAAGGUUGUCGUUUGGGACAUCAACGAAAAAGCUCUUGAGGGUGUUCGAGAAAGAGCCAAGGAUGAGGGUCAUAUAAUCUACACUUUCGCAGUGGACAUCACAUCAAGGGACACUGUAUACAAAUUUGCAGAAAAAGUUAAGGACGCAGUUGGUCCCGUAGAUAUUUUGAUUAACAAUGCGGGCAUUGUAUGUGGCCAAACAUUACUAGAGUUGCCUGACUACAUGAUCGAAAAAUCGUUCCAAGUUAACGUCAUAUCUAAUUAUUGGACAGUCAAAGCAUUUUUACCAGAUAUGUUGAGCAGGCGUAGUGGUCAUAUAGUGACUGUCAGCAGCUUGACAGGUCUUAUGGGCACAUACAAAUGCGUAGAUUAUAGCGCAACCAAGUUUGCCACUGUAGGAUUCCAUGAGAGUUUAUUGCUGGAAUUGAAAACUCAUGGCCACCACUUUAUCAAAAUGACUAUAGUUUGUCCAUAUUUCAUCAACACCGGCAUGUUCGAUGGCUGCAAACCAAAAGCAAUGCCAAUGUAUGAACCAAAGGAUGUAGCUAAGAGGAUUAUCACCGCAAUCAAGCGACGAGAAGUGUUUGUUACGAUACCGAAUUGGGCUAGAUUUGCUACACCGCUGAAGUAUUACAUUCCGGCAAAGUUGAACUGGGUGUUGCUUUACAGAGUUAUAAAAGCACCUCAAUCCAUGAUGGGUAUGCGAUCCUUCAAGAAAACAGAAAAGGUCGAAGCAGCCUGAAUGUAUCGGUUGCGUUUUGGUGAUUUUAUGUUUUUAUAUACUGUUAUUAGAAUAAGUAUUUAUACUUUCUAGUGUGAUUUUAUUUAGUGAUUUUUACAUUAUAUUAACCGAAUAAAUAAAUAGAUCAGUAGUAUUAUUUCUAUUAGA